Molecule: messenger RNA, 1293 nt
Organism: Phoenix dactylifera (date palm)
Lineage: Eukaryota; Viridiplantae; Streptophyta; Magnoliopsida; Arecales; Arecaceae
Source: RefSeq, a predicted model, not a curated record
AUGGCAAGAGAUGAUGUGAUCCAUCGUCGUGGUAGAUUGUGGCCUAAGACGACGCGUAUACACGUCGUCAGAACUCAAAUUCACUACAAAAAACAAGCGGGCCAUUCCCCUCCUCAUUCUGCAUCUCGAUCUCAAGCCCUAGCUCCUCUCCUCCUUCCUCCUCUCCGGCGACGAACUGCCCACCCUUGUCCUCUCCGGCGCCGAGCGACGUCCGACGGAAAGGUCUUCUCCUCCUCCCUUCUCUCCGACGACGAGCGGCCGACCCUUGUGCUCUCCGACGCCGAGCGACGUCCGACGGUAAGCUCCGCUCCUCCUUCCUCCUCUCCGGCAUUUUAUUGCAGGUGGGAAGCGGACGUGGUGGGAGGGAGCGGGCAGGGCGGGGAGGAGGAGGAGCGGCUGCCUGUGGUGUUCACGCCGGAGCAGCAGCAGUACGCGCUGGAGCUGGACCAGAAGGCGGCCUCUCUGAGGCGCUCGAUCCAGGAUCUACGGCUCCGGAUACCUCCCGCACACAUCUCCCAGCGCCUCCCCCACCUCCACGCUCACACCCUCGCCUCCAACGCCGCCCUCGCCCUCCAACUCAACUCCCACUCCACCACCCAAGAACAGGCACAAUUAAGAGCUACCACUCUGCAAGAAGAAAAUGCUGCAUAUGAAAAGGCUAUAUCAAACUGCCAGAAGAAAAUUCAGGAGAAGUUGCAUGAGGCUGACCUACUGCAGAGUAAACUGAGGGAAAUGGACCUAAUCGAGAAGGAUUUAAAGGCUGAGCUGGAAAGGGCACUUGCGGCAAAGGAAAUCGAUCAACCUGAAGCAUUAAAAUUUUCUCGUGCCCCUGACAAUAUAAAAUUUCCAUAUUGCACUAAUUCAUAAUAUGAUAUUGUAAUGUAGGAGUUCAAGAGGUUGUUUAGGGAAGAUGCUAUGGAUUAUGCUACGUGCACAGCUAAUGUCAAGAGGAAACGACCUACUCUAGGAAGUUUGAGAGGUGGAAAAGCUCCAUGGGAUAAAGCUGAAGAUGAUGAGGAUGGAGAAGAUGAUGACGAUGACUAUAUGGGAGGGCCACGAAGGCUCGACUUUCGAAAUCAAAAAGAGCAAUGGCAGCAGGGUUACCAGACAACAACAAUUGUGAUUAUAACUUGUUCAACAUUACUGUACAUUAUAUGAUUAUAGUGAGAGGGAAGGAUUGGUGUGGGAAUUGUUCAAUAGUAGUGACAAAGUAGUUUGAUUAUAUGACAAUUUAAAUAUUUCGAAUGAUUUGAAUGUUUGUGUCAAUGUAAAUGUAAUACAGGUUCAUAUUGU